Andrographis paniculata is the source of this 1639-nucleotide messenger RNA. Its product is annotated as homogentisate 1,2-dioxygenase. The coding region runs from base 125 to 1522 and encodes 465 amino acids. Lineage: Eukaryota; Viridiplantae; Streptophyta; Magnoliopsida; Lamiales; Acanthaceae. The transcript is spliced from 9 exons. Gene Ontology annotation, biological process: L-phenylalanine catabolic process. Gene Ontology annotation, molecular function: homogentisate 1,2-dioxygenase activity. Gene Ontology annotation, cellular component: cytoplasm. The record is from RefSeq and is a predicted model, not a curated record.
CUCGUACGUUAUAAAAAAAAUCGUCUCGUGUGCGUCUCUGCUGCUGCUUUGGUUCAAUCUGCACUUCGAUUCUCCAACGAGCUUUCCGGAAGUGUAUGUUGAAUUAUUUCGCUACUGAUUGUUAAUGGAGAGCACGGUAUCAGAUGCACGACCAUCGUUUCCGGUGGACUUGGAGUACCAAUCAGGCUUCGGGAACAGUUUUUCGUCGGAGGCGAUCGCCGGAGCUCUUCCUGGUAACCAGAAUAGUCCUCUAGUCUGUCCUUACGGCCUCUACGCUGAGCAGAUCUCCGGUACUUCCUUCACCACUCCGCGCAAGCUCAAUCAACGAAGUUGGCUGUACCGUGUGAAGCCUUCGGUGACGCACGAGCCGUUCAAACCUAGAAUUCCCGAGCACGAGAGGCUAGUGAGCGAAUUCGAUGAGUCAAAUAGCUACGCAACUCCGACACAGCUCAGGUGGAAGCCGGUGGAAGUUCCGGUGACUCCGACCGAUUUUAUCGAUGGAUUGUACACCGUAUGCGGCGCUGGAAGUUCCUAUCUACGGCAUGGCUUCGCAGUCCACAUGUACACAGCCAACAAAUCAAUGGACAAUUGUGCGUUCUGCAGUGCUGAUGGAGACUUUCUGAUAGUUCCUCAAGAAGGAAGGCUGUGGAUCACCACCGAAUGUGGAAGAUUGCAAGUAUCUCCUGGAGAAAUAGUUGUCAUUCCUCAGGGGUUCCGUUUUGCUGUUGAUCUACCGGAUGGACCCUCAAGGGGAUAUGCAGCAGAAAUAUUUGGAACUCAUUUUCAACUUCCUGAUCUCGGACCAAUAGGUGCUAAUGGUCUUGCUGCUUCAAGGGAUUUUUUAACUCCGGUGGCUUGGUUCGAUCAUGUUUCCCGACCAGGUUACACCAUUGUGCAGAAAUUUGGUGGCAAGCUUUUUACUGCUAAACAAGAUUUCUCUCCUUUCAAUGUAGCAGCUUGGCAUGGGAAUUAUGUUCCAUAUAAGUAUGAUCUGAGCAAAUUCUGCCCGUAUAAUACGGUGCUGAUUGACCAUGCUGAUCCAUCCAUAAAUACGGUUCUGACUGCUCCCACUGAUCGACCGGGUGUGGCGUUGCUUGAUUUUGUCAUAUUUCCACCCCGGUGGUUGGUUGCUGAACACACAUUCCGGCCUCCGUAUUAUCAUCGCAACUGUAUGAGUGAAUUCAUGGGCUUAAUAUAUGGAGGAUACGAGGCAAAAGCCGAUGGAUUUCUUCCUGGCGGUGCAAGCCUUCACAGCUGCAUGACUCCCCAUGGACCCGACACAAUAACAUAUGAGGCCACAAUUGCAAAUGGAAACGAGCCAGGGCCGCGGCGAAUUUCCAACACGAUGGCGUUCAUGUUCGAGUCGUGUCUAAUGCCGAGAGUGUGUCCAUGGGCACUCGAGUCUCCGUUCAGGGAUCACGACUACUACCAGUGCUGGAUUGGCUUGAAAUCGCAUUUUACAAGCCCCGAAGAAACCCAGUUGGAUGUCGACGGCGACGGCGAGGUCGAAGGCUCAAGGUAAGUGAAGGUAUAUAUCCAUCUACCUCUCUAUAUUUGCAGUAUUCUUGGUUUCAUGCUUAUUGUACUUACGUAUCUACACAUGCUUAAGGAAGGGUGUUUGGGUUUUGUUUUUGGAUCA